Messenger RNA from Sardina pilchardus (European sardine), 7475 nucleotides. RefSeq lists its product as uncharacterized. Bases 114 to 6749 code for a protein of 2211 amino acids. NCBI's taxonomy places the organism in Eukaryota, Metazoa, Chordata, Actinopteri, Clupeiformes, Clupeidae. The transcript is spliced from 18 exons. The record is from RefSeq and is a predicted model, not a curated record. Gene Ontology annotation, biological process: regulation of apoptotic process.
GCAGGUCAUGCGCUACAUCGCUGUCUUGGCUUGCCUGUGUUCCAUUGAAUCCGUCGAUUUGUGGAUGGAGCAUUGAUGCUGAAGAUGAGCUGUGGAUAAGAUGCACCUUUGACAUGGCCUGCACAAACCAAUCAGCUUUGGAGUACAUCUCGAAUGCCAGGCCAUUCCUGGUUGCCAACCUCAAAAAUGCUAAACUCAUUGCAGAGAAGCUUCAAGAAAAGGUUCAAGGGAAAGAGUUUGGGGUGUUCAAUGUAUAUGAAGUGAUGGCAGUCACUUCAGAAAAGAAUGCUUUAGAUCAAAACCUAAAACUCUUAGACAUGGUCACCAAAAAGGGGGAAGAUGCCUGUUCUAUAUUCCUCAUGAUUCUGCAUGGUGAAAGAAACAGGACUUUACCAAAGGAGAGGCAUCACUGGAUCACCUGUUUCGGAGAUGAGCCAGAUAUGGAGCCCACAGGCUCCGAAUCUUGUCAAAAAUACCAGAGCCAACUCAAAGAAAAAGCCAAGAAGAUACUCAGAAAUCAAACAAAAGAAAUGAAAUCUCUCUUAGAUGACAAGAAUUUAGAAAAUUUCCUUUAUGCAAAACUUGUGCUGGACAGAGAUGAGCAGAGCUGUUCCAUGUCAACUAAAUGUAAAGUGAAAAGCAAGCAAAAGAAAUACAAGAAAUGCCGGUCUAAAAAGCUAAGUACCUACAUUCCACAGAAAGAACUAAAACUAUUUCCUGAAGACCUCCUGAAAUACGAACAAGAUGUUCUGCUCAGUGGGAAACCAGGAAUCGGAAAGACAACAGUCACCCUGGAAAUUAUUAACCUCUGGACAAUCACGAAAAACAGAUGGAACUAUCUGUUUUACUUCGAUAUGACAACACUGCCUGACUUGUCAAGACCAAUACGUUUGAAAUGGUUGCUGUUUGAUACAUAUGUUGAACCCCAUUUCAACAAAGAAGAGGUGCUACUGGACAUCAAGGAGAACUCUAAACAUGUCGUCAUAAUAUUUGAUGGCAUCAAAGAUGUACCUUCAAACUCUGUCCUGCAAAAGAUAUUGACCAAAGAACUUCUCCCUGAGGCUAAGGUUGUUAUAACUUGCAGGCCAGAAUAUGAGAAAUAUCUUCCAGAAAGGGAAGAGUGGGAAGCCUGUCGAGUUUGUGUGCAGGGAUUCAAUGAAGAAUCACUCCAGGCUUAUUUCUCCCAUAUACUGAGAGACAAACCUGGUGCGGUGAGCUCAAUUAUGGGAAAUUCUGAGCUGCGUAGCCUCUGCCAUGUCCCUGUUCAUGCACUUAUGGUUGCCACCUGUUUGCAGUUUAAUGAUGCUGAAGCUCCCAACUUGUAUACCGCAACUGAAAUCUAUCUCAAUAUUUUCCGACAUAUAAUGAAGAAAGGUGAACAAGGCUUGGAGUUGUGUGAACUAGACCACUUCAUUCAGUGCAACAGAGACAAGAUACUGCAUUUGUGUAAAUGUGCUUUCAACGCAAUUAAACAGGAGUCCAUGCUUCUACAAGACUGUGAAGGCAACAACAUCGAGCGUAACUUUCUGAUCCAGCUUACCGCAAGGGAAGGGCCCACUCAGGCGAAAUCAUUCCAUUGUUUUCUCCAUCCCAUAAUGCAGGAGUGUUUUGUUGCACUAUGGCUGCUUGCUAAUCCAGAAGAUAUUGAUGAAGUUCUUCAGAACUGUCAAAGUGAAGAGGCGAAACAUAUGAGGCAUGUGAUCCCUUUUCUGUGUGGUCUCCUGUCGGAGAAAAAUGUCUCAUUGGUGAAGUGUCUGUUUUCAGAAGAACACAUGAAGAUGGUAUCAAGUGGAUUCCAUGAGAAACUUUUCAGUGCAUUCCUCACCACCCAGGCAGAUACAGAUGAGGCUAUCCCAGAAGAUUAUGAGGACUUUCUCUUUCUCUGCCAGUGCUUGUUUGAACUGCAGUCACCACUGCCAUGUUUUGUGUUCCUCAACAAAAUGAAAUAUUCCUUUGAAUUGGUGGAUGGGAAUCUUGACCCUUAUCAGUGCUGUGCAUUGUCAUAUGUUAUCAAACAGUCCAACAACCAGAAGAUUGAAUUGGACUUGAACUGUAAUGUUUCUGAACAAGUCCUGAAGCUCAUUGGUGACUGCAGUCAGCACAUCAGAGUUGAUUCUUGCAUUCAAACAAUUUGGGCGACUGCAUUGGACUCUCAAAAUCCACCACUUUACACUGGUCUUCUGAAUUUAUUUGGACCAGAGUUUCACCUUCCAGUGUGGGAACCAUCAGUAUUUGAUAAAGCAGGAGAAGUGAUCCGCCGAAGACCAGAGAAGAUAAGCCUCAUUCUGCACUGGGAUCCGGCCAGCCAACCUCUGAGUAAGGCUGUCUACCACCUUGUCCUUAGUGUUCUUCCACAACUUAACUCCAUCAGAUUGACAUCACCUCAAUUUGAGAUUAUUUCCUCUGACGAAUGGGUAAUGAAAGAGAGGUCAUUUCAUCUGCAUUUGAUUGCUGCUUUCUGUGAGGCAGAGUCUAAGGGGAAAUCUGGAGGCCAACUUGCUACAGUCAGGACACUGUUUACACUCUUCAGAGUUAACAAUGAAUCUGAUUUCCUCUUAGAGCUUUACUCUCACGCAAAAUACUAUGACACUCAAAAUGUCUUGAGCCUCAUUCCGACAUUACUGCCAGUUUAUCAGUCAGGUCCUGAUUUCUGGUCCAUAGACCUCUCAAAGAUAAAGGCCUCACUCUUCCUAGAAGUGCUUCAACUUCAAAUACAGAAGAAACCAGUAGAGUUGAGAGACUGGUCAGAUGAAGACAGUGAAAUAAGGAAUUUCCUUCAAUGUCUGCCGUACAUAUCAGAGCUCAGCUUCGACUGUGUGUCAGAAGAUGUGUUCAGGUUCCUACUGAAUCUCUGUGUUGGAGCAGCUGAGCAUAGCUCAACUACAGGACAGAGUUUGUCUGAAUUCCUAUCUCCUGUGUGUGCCUUCCUCUCUGAGAGAUUUGAUGAUGAUGAUGAUGAUGAUGAUGAUGAUGAUGAUGAUGAUGAGCAUUAUCUCAAGGGUUGUUGCUGUGACUUUCUGUUGGAUCUGUAUUCGCGUGUGAAGGGCAUUGGGAUUAAGAUAGGCAGGAAUCUCCUUUCAGCACUUCAGCCAUUUUACCAAUCAGCUCCUGCUGUCUGGUACAUAGAUCUUGUAAAGAGAAAGUUCUCACUGUUCCUAGAGGUGCUUCAACUCCAAACACAGAAGAAACCAGUUGAGCUGAGACACUGGUCAGAUGAAGAGAGUGAAGUGAGGAGUUUCCUUCAGUGUCUACCCUACAUAUCACAGCUCAGGCUCAGUCUAUAUUUUUACUAUUCAAAACCAAGCAAAGCAGGGAAGUUCCUGGUGAAUCUCGGUGGUGCAGCAGCUGAGUGUGUUUCAGAUUCAGGAGAGAGUUUCUCUGAGCUCUUGUCCUCUGUGUGCAGCUACAGCACUUUCCCUUUUGCUCAUGAGAACAGAUCUGCACAGAGUGAUGUGCUGCUCAAACUGUACUCCUGUGUGAAGCACUAUGAGUCUGAAACUAGCAGGAGGCUCCUUCCAGUUUUUUCGGCUGUUUACCGGUCAGCUCCUGCUGUCUGGUCCAUAAACCUCUCAAAGAUAAAGGCCUCACUCUUCCUAGAAGUGCUUCAACUCCAAACACAGAAGAAACCAGUAGAGCUGAUAGGCUGGUCAGAUGAGGAGAGUAAAAUGAGGAGUUUCCUUCAGUGUCUACCCUUCAUAUCACAGCUCGGGUUCAGUCAAUAUUCUUCAAAUUCAAGCAAAGCAGUGAAGUUCCUGGUGAAUCUCGGUGGUGCAGCAGCUGAGUGUGUUUCAGAUUCAGGAGAGAGUUUCUCUGAGCUCUUGUCCUCUGUGUGCAGCUACAGCACUUUCCCUUUUGGUCAUGAGAACAGCCCUAAACAGAGUGAUGCGCUGCUGGAACUGUACUCCUGUGUGAAACACUAUGAGUCUGAAACUAGCAGGAGGCUCCUUCCAGUAUUUAAGCCAGUUUACCGGUCAGCUCCUGCUGUCUGGUACAUAGACCUCUCAAAGAGAAAGGCCUCCCUCUUCCUAGAAGUGCUUCAACUCCAAACACAGAAGAAACCAGUAGAGCUGAGAGACUGGUCAGAUGAAGAGAGUGGAGUAAAAAGUUUCCUUCAGUGUCUACCCUACAUAUCACAGCUCAGGUUCAGUCAGUAUUCUUCAAAUUCAAGCAAAGUAGUGAAGUUCCUGGUGAAUCUCGGUGGUGCAGCAGCUGAGUGUGUUUCAGAUUCAGGAGAGAGUUUCUCUGAGCUCUUAUCCUCUGUGUGCAGCUACAGCACUUUCCCUUUUGGUCAUGAGAACAAAUCUGCACAGAGUGAUGUGCUGCUCAAACUGUACUCCUGUGUGAAGCACUAUGAGUCUGAAACUAGCAGGAGGCUCCUUCCAGUAUUUGAGCCUGUUUACUGGUCAGCUCCAGCAUACUGGUACAUAGACCUCUCAAAGAGAAAGGCCUCCCUCUUCCUAGAAGUGCUGAAACUCCAAACACAGAAGAAACCAGUAGAUCUGAGAGGCUGGUCAGAUGAAGAGAGUGGAGUGAGGAGUUUCCUUCAGUGUCUACCCUACAUAUCACAGCUCAGCUUUAGUCAAUAUUCUUCAAAUUCCAGCAAAGCAGUCAAGUUCCUGGUGAAUCUUGGUGGUGCAGCAUCUGAGUCUGUUUCAUAUACAGGAAAGAGUUUCUCUGAGCUUUUAUCCUUUGUGUGCAGCUACAGCACUUUCCCUUUUGGUUAUGAGAACAGAUCUGCACAGAGUGAUAUGCUGCUGGAACUGUACUCUUGUGUGAAGCACUAUGAGUCUGAAACUAGCAGGAGGCUCCUUCCAGUAUUUAAGCCAGUUUACCAGUCAGUUCCAGUAUACUGGACCAUAGACCUCUCAAAGAGAAAGGCCUCACUCUUCCUAGAAGUGCUGAAACUCCUAACACAGAAAAAAACAGUAGAGCUCAUGGGCUGGUCAGAUGAAGAGAGUGAAGUGAGGAGUUUCCUUCAGUGUCUACCCUACAUUUUACAGCUCAGAUUGCAUAGUGGCUGUGAUGCCCAGUUCCUCCUACUGGAUUGUGCUGAUGUUGGGUCUAGAGAUGAACUGACUCUUCUGGUCCACCUUCUGGACUUCAAUCUGAAGAUUGGAGGGGAAAUGUACAGCUCCGAGUGCAAAUCUUUAGGGCGGGUGCUUAGCUGGGUAGCCUCCAAACUGGACCUCACCCUGACACCUGAGCACAUCUCUCUCAGGGGAGUCAAGCUGCUCUUCAGAGGAGUCUCCCGACUCCACAAACUAAGGUUGAAUGCCAAGAUGGUGAUGAGACUGUCCAGAACAAUGAGGACUGGGAGAGGUUUGUCUCCAGUAGCUGUUGGGGAGCUCAGCCUGGACCUCAACAGCAGCGGAGUCUCUCAGAUACCGCUGUCCAGGGUCCUGAGUGGCCUGGCUCUUCUUCUCAGACUCUGGACUGUCCAGUGUCUGGAUCUGACAUCUUGUAGGGUUAAAGGUCACUAUCUCAUCACCUUUCUCUGUCAUCAGGACCCUCUGACGCUCAGACUGAAUGAAGAAAAUAUGCAGCAGCUGUUUCUGCUGGUGUCUGAAGUACAGGAAGUGGAAUUCACUCAGUCCUUCCUGUAUAAGUUUGGAGGAGACCUGACCAGCUGCACUUUGACCCCAGAAGUGCUUCUCUUCAUGCUACAGCACUACUCUGGACCUGUCACAGUCGACUUCAGGAAGAGCAAGAUCACAGAGAGGAACGCUAGAGAACUCCUACCUCUGCUGGACAGGAUACGGUUUAAGAGGCUCUCUCCAGCAUUCAUCAUGUCCGUCAUCAGAGAAAUCUACCAGACUCGUUCCCCUCAGUAUGUGAGCAGCCUGCUAAGGUCUACAGGGAACUAUAUCAAUCUGACCACAAGAUCCCUGGAUGCUGCUGACUGUGCUGCCAUGAGUUUCACCUUACAGCACAGCCAGGGAAUCAGACUCAACCUGAUGUGGACCUCCAUACCAGAGGGGGAGCUAGAGAACAUCCUGCAGUUUCUCAACAAUGUCUCUCAGCUGAGUGUUGACAGGCAGCUGCUGUUGAGGCUCCUCCACUGCUGUGAGUCCUCAGACGUCCAGCAGGGGGCAGCAGCAGCUCUUCUUCAGGCUCUGGAGCACAAACUGGACUUCUCCUGCUCCUCUGCUAUGGACCUGGCAGAUGGGACUCAGGAACCAUCUCUGCACCUGAGACCGCAGGACUGCAGAGUCAUCUCCAUGGUGAUCCAGAGGGUCAGCACCGACACUGCGCUCACGCUGCUGGACUGUGAUGUGGAGGAGGCGGGGCUACAGUACUUUCUCUCAGCUCUAGAAAGAGUCCGUCUGAGGUGCAGUAAGGGCCAGUUGUUGCAGUUCCUGGCGCUGGUGUGUGUCGGCUCUGAGACAGGGUGUGUGAGUAGAGCCGUGUCUCUCUCCCAUGCUGUGGGUGGGGAGGUGGACCUCAGUCACACUGUGCUGGACGCUCGGGCCUGUGGAUCUCUGGCACUGUUUCUGGAAUAUUCUGAAGGGCUGUCGGAACUAGACCUCAGCCACUGCCAGCUCACAGUCUAUUGCCUGGAACCACUGCUCCCACAUCUGCACAAAAUACAAGUUUUGGACCUCAGUAACAACAGCAUUACUGAUGAAGGGGCUCAGCAGAUCUACAAUAUCGUCAAUAACACAACCUCAAUUCAGACUGUAAGACUCUUCAACAAUGUGAUUAAGAGGAAACGGCUCUACAAGGGAGACAAGCGCUUUGAGCUGUGGUGAUCAUGGACAGUUUAGUGGUGCUGUAACCGCUGGAUCUGAUCUGAGGUGGCUCCUAUUCACCUCAUACAUUGCACAGGAAAGGGAACACUCUGGUGUAGCACCUGGUGUCCCAGACUUUUGGACUGUGUGUACCUUCACAUCUUUUUACCUCUUAGGAACUUCGCUCUCAGGGAAAGAAUUUAUUCCAAAAAUCUUUAAAUAUUUUUUUUUAUUUUGUCCAUGUAUUGGGAAACAUGUCCUUAACUUCUUGCCUUACCAUAUAUCUCAUGCUGAAUUGUUGAAUUAUGUAUUUUUUAAUAUGUGUUUUUAAUUCACUGUUGACCGUAUGUAUUUUAUAUCCUUGUAUAUAUUCUGUUCCUGGACUGUUAUAGCAAGCUUGUAGUUAUAGCAGUUUUCUGUGACUAGUAUAAAAUGCUGUACAAAGAUGUAACAAUGAUCCAAAAUGUUGUUUAAACACCAGAAGACUUAUUCUUUUCUCUUAUAAAAGCCAAUUGUUCAGAAAAUAACCUUCUACCUUCUGAAAGGUUGAAAUUUUAACUUAAGUAGCCUGACAUGACAGGCUUCAAUGCUCUUGAUGCAAUGUGUGUGAUUUGCAGGAACUGUUCAUGGUUGUUCGAACCAUUGUUUACAUUUCUCAGAGCCAGCUACAUGGCAGGUACAUUUUUGUGAUUUAUGUCUGAGGAAGGGCAGUGUGUCCCGAAACGUCACAUGUGGUGAAUAAAAAGA